GCCUCCCCCGAAUCUCCGCGACACGCCUUUCUUCCCUUCCCCGCCCGUCCCCUAUCUUACACAGCCAGCUCCAGAGCUACCGCACAACACACCUCCGACAUGGCCGACGUGAGCUAUCCCGACACCAAUGGAGCCAACAUCAAGGACAUCGUGACCAACGGUCCUGUUGUUGAUAACCUCAAGUCCGAGGCAUCUCGUACUGGUGCGGAGAUACGCGACUUAAAAAACUCGAGGGCCUCACCUUCAAAGACCACCGCGACCGGCCAACCCCUGACUUACUACCACUCUUUGCUGUACAGUCUUCUGAGCUGGGAGCAACCUCGAGCUACCGCCGCCUCUUUUGCGAGUGUCGUUUUCUUCAUCUUUGCCGCCCGUUACCUUCCUCUCCUUCGCUGGGCUUUCAAGCUCGUGUACGUCCUUUUGGGAUUCACUGCUGCUGCUGAAAUUGGGGGUAGACUUAUUCUCUCUCAAAGCAUCGCAAGCUCUUUCCGCCCCCGCAAAUACUACACAGUCCCCAAGGAAACCACUGAGGCGAUCGUGGAAGAUCUUGAGCAGCUCCUUGACUUCGUUCUUCUCGAGUUCCAGCGAGUUCUGUUCGCAGAGAAUGUCGUUCACACUGUCGCGGCCUUCUUCUCUGCUUUCACUGCCUACUGGCUGAUCAAGUUCCUUCCUCUCUGGGGAUUGUCUUUGAUCACCGUCACUAUUGCCUACAUCGGUCCCCUCGUCUACAUUAACAACCGGGAGGUCAUUGAUGCUCAGAUCGAAGAGGCUCAGGGUAUCAUCAACUCUCAGGCUAACCAGUUGAAGGAUCUGGCCGAGGAACGCACCAACCAUGCGACUGGCGUGGUUAAGCAGUACGUGAGCGACUACAGCGCUAAGGCUCAGGGAUACGUAGUCCAGCGCCGCUCUGCGUCGCCAGAAAUGACCAAGGUCGCAACACCGGUUAAGAAGGAGCCCAGCGCCGAGCCCGAGAUCAAGAUUUCUGACUUCCCUGAAGCACCAAAGGAACCUUUGGCAGAGCCAAAGGAGGAGCCUCUGGUGGAAUCAAUUGAGCCAAAGCAGGAGCCCUUGGAACAGGAGCCUCUCGUGGCAGCUUAAAUGGUGCCUUUCGAGCCGACACGACUCACCAUGGGUCUUUUGUUCGAUACACCAGCUGCCUAUGAUGAGCGAAACUAGCAUUAUGGCAGCCGAAUUGAUGUUGGAGGUCAAAAAUCUUUCAGCGACGCGCUUCUUUUCCAGUACAUUCUAUUGUGGGCAAGGCAU
Aspergillus wentii DTO 134E9 is the source of this 1263-nucleotide messenger RNA. RefSeq lists its product as uncharacterized. The record is from RefSeq and is a predicted model, not a curated record. Lineage: Eukaryota; Fungi; Ascomycota; Eurotiomycetes; Eurotiales; Aspergillaceae. The coding region runs from base 100 to 1098 and encodes 332 amino acids. The transcript has 7 exons.